This is a messenger RNA of Monodelphis domestica (gray short-tailed opossum), 954 nucleotides long. RefSeq names its product olfactory receptor 5B12-like. Gene Ontology annotation, biological process: G protein-coupled receptor signaling pathway. The record is from RefSeq and is a predicted model, not a curated record. Gene Ontology annotation, molecular function: G protein-coupled receptor activity; olfactory receptor activity. Lineage: Eukaryota; Metazoa; Chordata; Mammalia; Didelphimorphia; Didelphidae. Gene Ontology annotation, cellular component: membrane.
AUGGAAAAUGGAUCAGAGGUUAAGGAAUUCAUUCUUGUGGGACUAACAGAUGUCCCAGAAUUUCAGGUCCCCCUCUUUAUAAUAUUCACCAUAAUCUACCUAAUCACUUUUGUGGGGAACCUGGGAAUAGUAGCUCUGAUCUUUUGUGAUUCUCGUCUCCACACACCCAUGUACUUUUUCCUUAGUAAUCUUUCCCUGGUGGAUUUUAGUUACUCCUCAGCUAUAGCUCCCAAGGUAAUGUCUGGGUUACUCCCAGGGAACAAACUUAUCUCCUUCAAUGGAUGUGCUACACAAAUGUUCUUCUUUACAGGUUUAGCCACUGUUGAAAAUUACCUCUUGGCUACAAUGGCCUAUGAUCGCCAUGCAGCUGUGUGUAAACCUCUCCAUUACACCACUCUCAUGACACCCAGUUUAUGUGCUUUUCUGGCUAUUGGGUCCUACUUCUGUGGUUUUCUUAGUUCCUCCAUUCAUACAGGAAACACGUUUAGCAUCCACUUCUGUAAAUCUAACGUGGUCCAUCACUUUUUCUGUGAUAUUCCACCCCUCAUGGUUCUCUCCUGCUCUGACACAGCUAUUAAUGAAAUGAUUGUCUUCUUUGUUGUGGGAUUCAAUGUCUUUUUUGCUCUUUUCAUCAUUUUGAUAUCCUACUUAUUCAUCUUUAUUGCCAUUCUGCGGAUGCGCUCAGUUGAGGGCCGGCAGAAAGCCUUCUCUACCUGUGCUUCUCAUCUCACAGCUGUGUCCAUAUUUUAUGGGACAGUAAUUUUCAUGUACUUACAGCCCAGCUCUAGUCAUUCCAUGGACAUAGAUAAAAUUGCUUCAGUGUUCUACACUAUGGUAAUUCCCAUGUUAAAUCCUCUGGUCUAUAGUCUAAGGAAUAAAGAGGUCAAGAGUGCUUUUAAGAAAAUUAUUGUGAACAGUGAAAUCACUUUGUCCUACAUAUCAUUUAUAACUUGA